UGACAAAGGAACGUUGUGGUCAGAAACAAUAUUUCGAGUUUUCUUCUGUUUUAAGUCACUUUUAAUUUGAAGCACUAUACUUUACGGAGAAGAAAUUUUAUUUAUUUCAAACCUUGAGGCUAACAAACGAUUACCAAACGUUUUUCUGUAAGGAUAUUUUAUCGUGAUAAAGUAGACAAGCAGAUUGCAGCCAAGAAAGAUCAUCGAGGAUAUGUCUUCUCAAACAUUACAAAAUCCGGACACGGAAACCUGUCUCAAGCAUUCUUGUGAACUUCCGUAUUUUUUACCAACUGAAGUUGCUAUUCAUAACACAUUAAACGAUUGCUGGGUCUCGUAUUUGGGAAAAGUAUAUAAUCUUACAGAACAUUAUAAAUCAUGGCAAGGAAGUAGAGCUAUAAAACCUAUAUUAGCGCAUGCGGGAAAAGACAUAAGCCACUGGUUUGAUCAUCAGAAAAAUGACAUUAGAUAUUACAUUCAUCCCAUAACUGGCACUUCUGUACCCUAUUGUCCUCAUGGACCGAUACCGGAUAUGGUACCUGUAGCACCUACAUCUACGUGGAUACCUCUUGAUAAAUGCCCUUGGUGGUUAUAUGAGAAAUACAAAAUUGGAAAUCUGACGGUGAAUUCAAGACCUUGCAGGAUCAUCAAUGUUCUUUCAGGAUAUCAAUCUAUAAUAUCGGUUUGUGAAGAAGAUACAAUUCAAAGAAUUCAGGAACGAUUUCUCGACUUCAAUGCUAAUGGUGCUUCGUACACUUGGAAGUUCGAAGGAAGAAGCAUAAAUUUGCAUUAUACACUAACAGACAAUGGAGUACCAGAUGAACGCGAUCUGCUUGUGGAUGUUGGUCUUUCAGAAGAAUUUUAUAUACCAACUUUAAUGUGUUAUUACAAUGAUGAUUUAACUGAGAUGUGA
Belonocnema kinseyi is the source of this 910-nucleotide messenger RNA. RefSeq names its product cytochrome b5 domain-containing protein 1. The coding region runs from base 212 to 910 and encodes 232 amino acids. The transcript has 3 exons. The record is from RefSeq and is a predicted model, not a curated record. Lineage: Eukaryota; Metazoa; Arthropoda; Insecta; Hymenoptera; Cynipidae.